UCUUCAAGGUCUGAGAAUUAGUCAUUCUCACUCUCUCUGAUACUGCCUUUUCGUUUAAGGAGUGAUUCUUGUUGGCUCUAAUGAUGGCCCUUGCAAAGAUGCUGUAGCAUAAAAAAGUGAGCCGAGCGACCAGAGCCAACAUUGGCUCUAAGUGGAAACCGACCCAGGCAACGAGACGGGUGUUGCACAACGUGUGCACGGGCAGUGCAGCAAGAUCCUUCCUGGCGUUAGUCCUGCGGAAGAGGUGUGGACAUUGUCAGCGUCUCCAGCCCACUUGGAAUGAUUUGGGAGAUAAAUACAACAACAUGGAAGACCCACAGGUCUAUGUUGUUAAAGUGGAUUGUACUACAGAUACUCCACUGUGCUCUGAAUUUGGCGUCCGAGGAUACCCAACCCUAAAGCUGCUUAAACCAGGACAAGAACCUCUGAAAUACCAAGGCCCUAGGGACUUCCAGGCACUGGAAAACUGGAUGUUGGAGAAACUAAAUGAGGAACCAUCUGAUCCAGAAUCUGAUGUGGAACCACCAAAAGCCCCUGAACCUAAGCAGGGAAUGUAUGAACUCUCAGCAGACAAUUUCAAGAUGCACAUAGCAGAAGGUAAUCACUUUAUCAAAUUCUUUGCCCCUUGGUGUGGUCAUUGCAAGGCUUUGGCCCCAACCUGGGAACAGCUGGCUCAAGCCUUUGAACAUUCAGAAACUGUCAAGAUUGGCAAGGUCGACUGUACCCAGCAUUACAAAGUCUGCUCUGAAACCCAGGUUCGUGGCUAUCCCACACUCCUCUGGUUUAGGAAUGGUGAAAAGGGUGACCAGUACAAAGGGAAGAGGGACUUCGAUUCCUUAAAGGAAUAUGUGGAUUCCCAACUACAGAGCUCUGGGAAAGAGCCACCAGCAGAUAAACCUGCCGAAGCCCCGCAGCCACCCACAGAACCCACCCGUGUAGAGGCUGCAGUGCUCUCUCUCUCUGAAAAAGACUUUGAUGCAACCAUUGCUAGGGGGAUCACCUUUAUUAAAUUCUAUGCUCCAUGGUGUGGUCACUGUAAGAACUUGGCUCCAACUUGGGAGAACCUUGCCAAAGAGCAAUUUCCAGGUUUGACUGAUGUCAAAAUAGCAGAAGUAGACUGCACUGUGGAACGUAACGUCUGCAACAGAUUUUCUGUACGUGGUUAUCCUACACUUCUGCUUUUCCGAGGUGGAAAGAAAGUCAGUGAACACAAUGGAACGAGAGACCUUGAAUCACUGCAUAGCUUUGUCUUGCGUCAGGCAAGGGAUGAAUUGUAAUAAAAGUCUGGAUGCUCCGUCCCUGGCUGUCUUUGUACAGUAGCUGAGGGAUUUCAAUCAUUGCUAACUUUCAAAUAGUGUAUU
Messenger RNA from Gymnogyps californianus (California condor), 1361 nucleotides. It is a transcript of the gene TXNDC5, whose product is annotated as thioredoxin domain containing 5. The record is from RefSeq and is a predicted model, not a curated record. Bases 306 to 1277 code for a protein of 323 amino acids. Gene Ontology annotation, molecular function: protein disulfide isomerase activity. The transcript has 11 exons. Gene Ontology annotation, biological process: protein folding. Gene Ontology annotation, cellular component: endoplasmic reticulum. Lineage: Eukaryota; Metazoa; Chordata; Aves; Accipitriformes; Cathartidae.